Molecule: messenger RNA, 528 nt
Organism: Arctia plantaginis
Lineage: Eukaryota; Metazoa; Arthropoda; Insecta; Lepidoptera; Erebidae
Source: the annotation of a GenBank genome assembly
AUGGAAAAACCAAAGAUGAAGAAAGGAAAUCGACAGAACACGUCACCUGAUGCAUGCUGUGCCUCAUGGUAUACGAAGCCAACGCCCAUCACGCCAAAAAGGUGCCAUAACGUCUCAAAAGUUCCCAACCUUCGCCAAGCGGGAGACGCGCGAAGACAAGGGGAACAAAAGAAUUUGGCUCAAAUGGCCAUGCAUUUAAAAUACGGACGGUUUAACAAUCAACCUAAUUUUACAAGACCAGGGCGGCCACGUCAAAAGCUUGAAGCUAAUUGUAUUUUAAUUAAUGCACCUAAACGCAGCCAGACCUUAAAAUCCAAUAUUAUUAAGAACUCUGAAGGCUUUAAAAGUGAACAAGAAUUCCUAGCUCAGAAAUCAGAUAAACUCUAUCACCACCUGUCCCUGUCGGAAGUGAUGCAUAUAGAUAUAAGACCACCUAGAAACACUAAAGCUUCCUCCCCUGUUCACUGGACGUCAUUAAUGAACGCCAAAUACAAACCUUCAAGAGCCCUGUCACCCAGAAGAGGUUAA